AUAACAUUGGAACAUUCGCCUGAAAGAGGGUGGGGGAAGCGAUGGUUCGAGUCUCCGGCAUUUAAGUCUUUUUUUAGCCUUUAUUAUGCGACUUAUGGCCUUCCCUCGUGUCCAGUAAUUACAAGCAGAAUUUAGACUUUGGUGCGGACUUAUUUCCGAGGUAACAUGACGGAAUACAAGCUCGUGGUGGUUGGAGCUGGAGGCGUUGGGAAGAGUGCACUUACUAUUCAACUUAUUCAAAAUCACUUUGUCGAUGAAUAUGACCCAACCAUAGAAGAUUCAUACCGUAAACAGGUCGUCAUUGAUGGGGAGACGUGUCUACUGGAUAUUCUCGACACAGCCGGGCAAGAAGAAUACAGUGCAAUGCGAGACCAGUAUAUGCGAACUGGGGAAGGGUUCCUGCUUGUUUUUGCUGUCAACAAUGCAAAGUCUUUUGAGGAUAUAAGUGCAUAUCGGGAACAGAUAAAACGAGUAAAGGACGCAGAUGUGGUACCUAUGGUUUUGGUGGGCAACAAAUGCGACUUGCAGGUGCGUGCAAUGGACAUGCAGCAGGCACGAGAAGUGGCCAAGAAUUACGACAUUCCUUUCAUUGAGACCUCUGCCAAGACCCGCAUGGGUGUCGACGAUGCCUUCUACACUUUAGUAAGAGAGAUCAGGAAAGAUAGGGAACGUCGUGGGAAGGUUAGGAUCGGAAGUAGGAACAGCAAGAGGAAGUGCAUUGUGUUCUAGGAGGACUGUGUGUUGUGUAGACUAAAUAAGCCUAAUGGCAUUAAACCUAUUUGUUUCCGUAACUGUCAUGAAAGUUAACUUCAUGCCAGUGCCAUUUGACAACUAAAUUCUGCCACUUUUUAUUUUUAUUUAAUGUUUGUUGUUUAUUGUGUUGAUUUUGAUUCUUGUUCUGAAUAUUAUCAUUAUUUUUAUUAUUGUUGUUUCUCUUUAUUUAAAUUUUUUCUUCAUUUUAUAGUUUUUUGUUUGUUUUUUUUAUGUAUUCAUCUUUUUUCUUUUUUCUUUUUUUUUCAUCCUUUUUUCUUUUUUUCUUUUUUUUUCUUUUCUUUUUUUUUAUAUUAAUUUUUGAAAGUUGGGAGGAGGAGCUACAGUUCUCGGAAGGCGUCACCUGUACGGAUAACUUCGCACCAACUUCCUGGCUGCCGCGAAUUACAGAAAUUUCUCUCUCGACUUUGUGUGAAUCAGUGGUUAUGUCAUUCUCAUUUCAGUUUUGUGUAAUUAUUAUACAGAACCUCAAUUGCAUAUAACAUCAAUAGAAAAGAAAAAAAAAUGACUCUGAAUGUUUAAAAAGAAAAAAAUGUUAAUAAUGAUAAGCAAAAAAAUUAACCCAAAAAAAUAUAAAUAAAAAGCAAAAAAAAAAAAAUGUAUAUAUAUAUAUAUAUAUAAGUUUAAAGAGUAACCCCCACCCCCCAAAAUUGGCCAUCUUUGUCAGUCCAGAGUAAAACCUUGUGCAUGAUAUGAGAAAUGUUUUACAAAUAUUUUAAAAAAAAAAAUACCCCCCCCAAAAAAUUAUAAUAAUAAAUCACUAACAAUGAAGGAUCCUACAAGCGCAAAGAGGAGUGAGUGAGUGAGUGAGCGGUACACGAAGAAGAGGAAGAAAGGAAGAAAAGACAGAAGGAGAAAAAGGAAGGAAGGAGAGAGAGAGAGAGAGAGAACAACUGCUAACAUCUCCGAGAAGUGGACGAUGGGGCUAUGGCAACACUCGCCCAGACAUGUCCGAUCUCCCAACUUUCCUUAACGUGCCCGUGUGGUAGAGUCAAAAAUAUUAAAUAAAUGAAUAAAAACAUAAAAAAACAAAAACAAAAAAAAAAGGUCUGAAAAAAAUAUAUAUAUAUAUUAAAAGUUUUAGAAACUUAGCUUGUAUGCUUUUUGUAUGUUGGAAUUUUCAAGAUAGUGUUUCUCUUUUUAUAUCAAUGAUGAAACUGUGGUCAGGUGGACAAGAGAGCAGUGGAGUAGUCAUUACGCAAGAAAAAGAAAGAAAAACAAAAACAAAGACGAUUGAACACCAAGCUUAGCUGGGGGCAAGUAGAACACAGGAGCACAAACUUUUGUAUAACAAAAAAAUAAAAAUAAAAAAUAAGCCAAUUGUGAUUCAACAGGGAAGGGCACAAUUACAGCACAAUUUAGGGUAAGAAAAUUGUAACAUUUACUGCAGGUUGAUUCUUAAAAAGAGAGAGAGAGAGAGAGAGAUAAAGGGGAAAAAAAAUGAGACAAUUGUAAAUAUUGUUGAAAUUAAAUUGUGAAUGCACAAAGCCACUGAACCUUAUAAAACACGAAAAGGAAUAAUCAUGGUAAGAAAUAAUGAAUAAAAAAGAACAAAAUAAGACCCACACUUCCCCAGGAGGAUGUGGGACUCAAUCCAGCUUACUUUUUCUUUUUUCAUUUUCUUUUUCUUUUUUUUCUAGUUUCUUUUUUCUUUUUCUUUUUUUCUUUUUAUAUAGUUGUUGUGUCGGCUUUUCAUAUCACUGUCAGGGUUUGCCAUUCAUUAUAAGCAUUGGAGACAGAAGAAUAGUAAUGGCACAGCAUGGAAGGUUUCCUUUAAAAAAAAAAAAAAAAAAAAAAAAAGUUGGCAGAAUUCUUUUUAAGCUGUUAUUUAGAAUUUCUAUUUUAUUAUUGCUAAGAAAAAGAAAAAGAGAACUUCAUCCAUGUGGUUAACUAAGGUAAUCCAGGUUUAAUGUAGUUGCCCAAAAUAGUGGCCUCAUCUCUUGACUGUUUAUUUUAUUUGUUAUAUAUUCAUUGAUUUUAUUUUUUUUUUUUUUUUUUUUUUUUUUUCUUUUUUCUUUUUCUUUUUUUUCUUUUCUUUUUUCUUUUUCUUCCCUAUUUUCUGUGCUUGAUCUGGGUUGCCUUUGUUUGCGGACAAUUGUAGCUGCAGUGUGUGCCUAACCUGGUUUGCCAUUUGUAUGGUUGACUGGACUGUCAGUAUUAAUAUUGAUAUUGACUCUAGAUGGAAGAAAUCUUGUAUUAACAGUAAGUGUCAACAUGAAUACGGCUGGUGCAACUACCUGGAACAAAUUUUUUGUUUGGAUUCUGAUAUCGAGGAUAGAUAGAUAUGUUAUUGUAUAUGUCCAUUAAGUUUUAUUUUCACAUUUUUUUAUCAAUUAUUUUUCCAUGUUCAAAUGUUAUUAAUACCAAACAUGAAAAAUCAAGGAUUUUUCAUAUGAUCUAGUGUAUAUGUCAAUAAAAUUGGCUGGCUGUAGUUUUUCAACAAAUCACCCAUGGAAGUGUCAUACAGGUUGUAUUAUUAACGUGCAGUUUCCCUCGUGCACUCCGGCUUUCCAUUAUAACCAACAUUUACCACCCACAAAGAAGCAACUGGCAACUUUUUGGAGGAAACGGAAGGCUGGCAAAGCCUUUGUCGUCUUAAGAUGUAACACUAACAGUUCGAGAACAAAUUAAAAAAAAAAACUUGGGGUUUCUAUGAGUAAUUUAACUUUAGGCUCAAUAACUACUUAAAUGGUGUCUGAAAAAAAUAUAUAUCUAUAAUACCUCUUUCAUUUCUGUCCUAUUCCAUUGUUUUGUUUGUAUUUUCGGAUUGGCCUUUUUUUUUUUUGCCAUUCAUAAGGGGGAGCUCCCUUAACCUCAGACUGUGUGAUGAUGGAUUACAGUUUCACAUGGCAGAUGCUAUACAUUUUAUACAGAAGGAAGAUGAUAGAGAAAAAGAAAUUGCAUCUUUACAUAUUGAUUAUUGUGGAUAUAUAGAAAUUUUACAUAUAAUCCAUAAUAACUCUCUUAUAGUUACAUUCAUAGUCUGUUUUCAUCUCACUCUUUUGUCUCUCUAUCUUUUCUCUCCUUUCCUUUCCCUAUCCCAUGCCUCCCCUCUUUUCUCUCAUUUUUUUUCCUUUCUCCCUUCACCCCCUGUUUGUACUCUCAUUUUCUUUGUUGCAAUAGUUUUUAUUAUUUUUAUCAUAGACUUAUCUGUUACUUGCUCAUUGUAUUUUGUUCUGUCAGAGCCAUUCAAUACAGAGAUAUAUAAGUAUGCACACCCUAGGUCAGUUGUGUGAAAGAUUAUUCUGAAAUGUUUAAAAGGUUUUGCAGUGCUGCUGUUGUAUGAUUUUUAAGUGAAUUGAAGAUGGUCACAAGUUAAUUUUUUUUAAUUUUUAUUUUUGUGUAAUGAUUUUUGUCCAGUUAGUGAAAGGCAUUUGUGCAAGAUUAACAGCUUAUUAACUCCAAUGUCUAACUAAAUGAAAAUCGAUCACAUACCAAAUUUGCCUAAUUAACACCCCUUGGGAAGGAUUUUGUGCGAGGUGUGAAUGUACGAUGUUUGUUACUAUUUCAAUAGCAUGUUCGAUUUCAGAGCAUUUGCUUCUGAUCAUUCACUGGAAAUAAUGAUGGCUGAUCUUUGCUUUACCAACCAGGAAAAUCAUUACCUAAACAGAAGUUUGGUGUUUGGGAUGAGAAACAGCCUCUUUUUUAACAAUUGGUGCAAAAGUGCUGAUUGUGUGUUCAAUCCAAUUGGAGCUAGUGUAAUGAGGCAUUAGAAUAAUGGUUCUUCCAUAAUGGAUAAAUGAAGGUUUUCGAGUAUUGAUAUGUCAUAAUUGACCCUUGAGUCUUCAUAGGUAAUUUCAAUUCUUUAAUGUAACUUGUCCUCGACCAGUUGGCUUGGUUUGAUAUCUGUCUUGGCAUGAACAGACAUCUCGCCAAUCCAAUGUUUAGGCCUGGUAUCUAACAGUACUAUCAAGAUGAAUUGAUGUCUGUAUCAGUUGAUUUAUUUUGAAUGAGUCUUUGUUAACCCAUUGGUUGAGCAGGCAUCCUUAUCAACCCAAUUGUAUGCCAUGGCCCCCCCCUUUUUUUUUUCCUUUUCUUUUCUUUUUUUUUUUUUUUUUUUUUUUUUAUUGUCAUGUUGGCUUGGCUGGGACUCUAGUCAUUCCAUGUGUGGUCUUGGUUUGACAAGGGUUACACCUGCUCCCCUUUGCGUAUAGGAAAGAUUACUGAUAUCUAUGUGUUCAUUAUGUUAAGUCAUUACAUUUUGUCACUGAUUUAUGGUUAUUAAGGAACUGUGAUUGUUCAAAGGAAGCGUUUUCUUACCUACUACAUUAAUUAUUUAAUAGAUUUAUGUUAAUAGAUUAAAGGAGUGCAGUGGGUAUCAUAGUAUGGGAUACUACCUGUCAUGAAGCUUCAUACUCUUAAUAAACCUGACUAAAGGAAAGCAGCACUAGUUAGUGAUACAUUAUCCAUGAUUUUUGUGUUAUUUAUUUUUCUUUCGAGAGUAGCCAGGCAUGUAUAUUUUCUUAAAAAGAAACAAACAAAGAGCUUGGUAAUCUGUGCUAAAAUAUUUCUGCUCAUUACACCAUGAAACAUUUUUUGGACAAUUAUAAAAUGAGAAUGAAAAUACACAUAACCCAUGUAUUUAUGGAAAACAGAUUGCUGAAUUGAAGAAUAAUUUGCCUCUCCACAGAAGGUGACGAGAAGAAAUCAAAUAAGAGAGUUGCAAUUUACCACCGUGUUUCAGGUGAUGCUUCAUUAUGUGGGCAGCCAGAGUAUCUCAGGAGUUCUAAGACUAGAUCCAAAAUCAGAAAACAUUUCAGACAUGCAAAUUUUGUUUCAACACUCAUCCAAGCAGAAUCUCAUGAAAAUGACACAAAAAUUCUGUUUACAGACAUGUCAGGUGCAAGACACAGAUUUGUUUAAAGUUAAGAAUGUUCCAUGUUACUUCAUGUGGCUUUUGCAGUAACUUGUUCUUGGUCCUGAUUUAUUUUUUUAUUUUUGUUGAUUUUCAUUUAUAAUAAAAUUAUUAAAUGAAAUCAUCUUUGGCCUUAUUGAAUUUCAAGUGUUUAAGAAAAACAUUGAUGAUAAAUAGAAAUAAAAUGCCAGCUUAAACAAAAAAAUAUUGCAUUUCAGAGGAUGACACCUAUUCCUGGCAAAAAUGUGUGCAAUACACUUCAUUUGCACAUUUAUAGAUAAUGCUAUUUCCAUUGUCUUUAUCCUCCUCUCUCCUUCCUCCCUACCUCCCCUCUCUUUCCCUCUCUCUCCCUCACCCUCACCUCUCUUUAUAAUUCUUUUUUCUUUACUUGCAGUCUCCAUUUUCUCAGCUUUUGCCUAGCUGCUACCAUGAAACAUCAUCUGGGAAAAGUAAAUGUGAUUUUUCAUUCAUUAAAUUUAAUGUAUUUUUGUGAGAAAUGCAUGAUGUAAGUCAUUUUUGGUCUACCGUUAUUUCAAGAGUUCAAUAUAGUUACUUGUAAAGAGUCAACUGAUGAAUAGGAUUUGGAGAAGGAAUAGGAAGAAAAAACACAAAUAUAAACUAAUUUUCCAGAUAUUGAAAAAAUCUAUGAUAAUUCCUUUAUAAAUCUAUUUAUCUUCAUAUUCCUCAUGGAUUCAGGUUAACAUUAUGAUUAAAUGAUCAAAAUACAUGUUGAUCAUUAAUUAAUGCCUUUUAAGCUCAGCAGUUCUAGCAUGAAUUUAAUCUAAGCGAAUGGCAGUAUUCUAUAAUGAAUAAGCAAUAUAACUAUAUUUGCUCUCCAUUACCUCUAGUGAAGUAAUACUAAAUGGAAAUAACGUGCAGUCAAUUCUAACAUAUAAUGGAAAAUUCAGUGCCAUGCAACAUAUUAACAUUUUGAUACCAUAAUUUAAAGGGCUAUUGAUGUGGAGUGAAAAGCAUAGAAAAUCACUUAUGAUCCUUAUUUAUUACAAAAGCAUUUACUUGGCAAAUAGAGGAUAUUAGCAUGGGAGCUUUGAGAAGGUUGACAUUUAAAUUUCUUCAAACAUGGACAAGUGAAAUGUAGUAUAUAGACCUUAACAGUUUGUCCACAAGUACAUGAAUACAAUUCUAAAUAUUGAGCAAACCCUAAUAAAAACAUGGUUGAUCAGUGUAUUUAGAAAAUGAGUGAAGGGACAUUAACACCUCCUUGCUUCAUAUUCAGUGUAAUAUAUGCAGCCAAGUUCUCACAGGAAGAGGGGUGGGUAGACGUACCAUUAUGUGGCUUCUGCAGUGUGGAUGAUUUUGUUGUAUAUUAUUUUUUAUUAAUAUUAUUUUGUUUGUUGUUGCACAGUGCAGUAAGAAAAUGGGGAGUGGAUGUGUGAAUACCCGAUGGGAUGGCCGCAUUCAGGCACCUUUAUAUUCUUUUACAGAAGCAGUGGCAAGUAUGUUAAUACUCUGUGGAUAAUUUUGGGAGGAAAAAAAAAAAAAAGAUGUAUGUUUCAUAGAUUGUCCUGUUGUUUACUGGGUUGACUAGAAAUAGUUGUGUAAUGAAGAAAAAUAUGAAUAGUAUUAGUUUUUAUUUGCUUGUUGUUAAAAAUGGUGUAUGAGCAUUCCACGUGGCAAUGUAUGUGAAGAUUAAUGGCGAAAGAAGUGUAUCAGGCUUUUACUCAAGAAAUUACAUAUUGCUA
Messenger RNA from Penaeus indicus, 7329 nucleotides. RefSeq names its product GTPase HRas (gene Ras85D). The coding region runs from base 166 to 729 and encodes 187 amino acids. The record is from RefSeq and is a predicted model, not a curated record. Gene Ontology annotation, molecular function: GTP binding; GTPase activity; GDP binding. The transcript has 6 exons. Gene Ontology annotation, cellular component: plasma membrane. Lineage: Eukaryota; Metazoa; Arthropoda; Malacostraca; Decapoda; Penaeidae. Gene Ontology annotation, biological process: Ras protein signal transduction; epidermal growth factor receptor signaling pathway.